AUCCGGGGAGCUACAGUCGUCAUCACUGGAUGCAGUUCCGGCAUCGGCGAACAGAUGGCGUACCAGUACGCUCGGCUGGGAGCGAAGAUCCUCAUCACAGCCAGGAGGGAGAACCGGCUCAAGGAGGUAAUUGCCAAGGCGAAGUCUUUAGGUGCUGCGGAGGCGCACUACGUGACCGGGGACAUGGGGAAACCGGCGGACUGUGAGAGAACUAUUCAAACUGCCAAGGAGAAAUUCGGCCGGUUGGACUAUCUAGUCCUGAACCACGUCGGGUCCAGUUUUGGGUCCAUCAACAAAUGGGCGGAAGCCCUGCAGUUUUGGGAGGAUAACCCGGACAUGGAGUUCUUCGUGGACUUUCUAAACAUCAACAUGAUCAGUUACGUCCGGCUGGCCUCCCUGGCUCUGCCUCUGCUGAGGGAGGGAAACGGGCACAUCGUGGUCAUGUCCUCAUAUGCAGCUAAGAUCCCGAACCUGUACUAUUCCCUGGCCAGCGCGGUUCAGUUCGCUCUGGACGGGUUUUUCAGUACCCUCCGUGCGGAGCUGAUGAAAGCAGACCGGAACGUGUCGGUCACAAUAGCCGUACUGGGCAUGGUUCAUACGGAGGGCACGGAGAGAAUGCUGAAGAAAAUAGAAGGAGGUGAGGCAAUGCUGGCUAUGGCCGCCCCGGUAAAUGAGACGGCCCAGACCAUCAUACGGGGAGCGGCAACCCGGACCAGGGAGAUCUACUACCCCUUCUACUCCUGGCCUGUCUCCAACAUCAGGCGGCUGCCCACUUUCCUAGAGGACUACUUAGUCUUAGACCUUUUAGCUAUGUAACACCGUUCAUAGUUAGUCUCCACCAGACUUCUUUCGCAGGCUGAAUAAAUAGUAGAAAUCGGCCUAAAAGGGGUAUUAAAGGCAUCCAAUGCGAUUUCA
Molecule: messenger RNA, 915 nt
Organism: Branchiostoma belcheri (Belcher's lancelet)
Lineage: Eukaryota; Metazoa; Chordata; Leptocardii; Amphioxiformes; Branchiostomatidae
Product: hydroxysteroid 11-beta-dehydrogenase 1-like protein
Exons: 5
Coding region: 55-816 (253 amino acids)
Source: RefSeq, a predicted model, not a curated record